Molecule: messenger RNA, 3176 nt
Organism: Syngnathus typhle (broad-nosed pipefish)
Lineage: Eukaryota; Metazoa; Chordata; Actinopteri; Syngnathiformes; Syngnathidae
Gene: camkva
Product: CaM kinase-like vesicle-associated a
Exons: 11
Coding region: 197-1411 (404 amino acids)
Biological process (GO): peptidyl-serine phosphorylation
Cellular component (GO): intracellular anatomical structure
Molecular function (GO): calmodulin binding; calcium/calmodulin-dependent protein kinase activity; ATP binding
Source: RefSeq, a predicted model, not a curated record
CGCCAGCAAGCUGACCUGUUGGAAAUGUUGCGAGCAGUCUAUUACAUCUGAGCGGUGCCCUCUACGUUGAGUGGAAAAAAGUGGACUCAAAAGUCGUGCCGGGAAAUUAGGAAAACGAGGAGAGGGUUGGAUACUUCUUACAUAACCGAUUCACUUCUUUGAAGCAAGAAAUUCCCUGGCUAGGGCAGGAGCUGCCAUGCCAUUUGGUUGUCUGACGCUCGGGGAGAAGAAGGAUUACAACAAUCCCGCUGAAGUCAGCGACAAAUAUGACCUGGGACAAGUCGUUAAAACAGAGGAGUUUUGCGAGAUAUUCCGGGCGAAGGAUAGGAACACGCUGAAAAUGUACACCUGCAAAAAGUUCAACAAAAAGGAUGGCAGGAAUGUGAGGAAAGCAGCCAAGAAUGAAAUAAUGAUCCUAAAGAUGAUAAAGCAUCAUAAUAUCCUCCAGAUGGUUGAUGCUUUUGAAACAAAGAAAGAGUACUUCAUCUUCCUGGAACUAGCAACAGGGAGGGAGGUAUUUGACUGGAUCUUAGAUCAGGGCUACUAUUCAGAGAGGGACACCAGCAAUGUGAUGAGGCAAGUGCUGGAGGCAGUAGCAUACUUGCACUCUCUGAAUAUCGUCCACAGAAAUCUAAAGCUGGAGAACUUAGUGUACUUCAACCGCUUGAAACAUUCCAAAAUUGUUAUCAGUGAUUUCCAGCUUGCAAAACUGGAAAACAGACACAUUAAAGAUCCAUGCGGGACUCCAGAGUAUCUAGCUCCUGAGGUUGUUGGCAGGCAGAGAUAUGGAAGACCUGUGGAUUGCUGGGCCAUAGGGGUCAUCAUGUACAUACUCUUGUCUGGGAACCCUCCUUUUUACGAUGACACAGACGAAGACGAUCCCGACAAUCGAGACAAGAACCUUUUCCUCAAGAUUUUGUCGGGCGACUACGAAUUUGACUCACCGUAUUGGGAUGAUAUUUCUGAUUCUGCCAAAACCUUAGUGGCGUCUUUGAUGGAGGUGGACCAAGACCAGCGGCUGACUGCACAGGAGGCUAUUGCCCAUGAAUGGAUUUCUGGGAAUGCUGCUUCGGAUAAGAACAUCAAAGAUGGUGUUUGUGCACAAAUAGAAAAGAACUUUGCAAAAGCCAAGUGGAAGAAAGCUGUCAGAGUCACCACCCUCAUGAAGAGACUCCGAGCAUCCGAACAGGGGGAUUCGGGAGCCUCCGGAGUUGAUUCCGGAGCACCCGCAGGCACCGUUGCUGCUCCACUAGCGGCUGCGGGUGGCCUCGGCCUUGCCGCCAACUUAAAGGCAGCUCUUAACGCAAACGCGGCCGACACACAGACUCCCACCAAGCCCGCGGACCCUCAGCCGAGCACAGCCAGAGUGGAGGAGAUGCCGGAAGAAGGGUGCAACGGUGAUAUUCUGUAAAGAAAUGAAGGAGCUGGGAUUAACGUACACAAAGACGAAGAUUCAUGACUAAUGAGCACAUGAGCAGUACAGUCAAUAUGAUUGGCAUAACUUUGUGGUGUUUAUGUUGUCCAACAAUCCGCUGAUUUAUCCUGUUGAGUAUUUCAUUCAUUUUGCCUUCUGUACUGAUUGUUCUGUAGUAUUUGACACUCUUCUUACUUUGUGUGCAGGUCCCUUUAAAAAAAUACAUUUAGUUUAAAGUAGCUCCACUUUUGUGCCCCCUGCCCGACUAAUUGUACAAAUGAAAAGUGUAAUUUAGUGAAAUCAACUUCAUCUUUAGUCAUCAACGGACUGUGUGUAUUUGUAAAUAGCGUACAUUUGUUUCAAUGCAAUGUCUAGUGGUAGGCUUCCAAUUACAAUUCAUGCCAUAGAGGUUUUAUUUCAAAAGACUUUAUCUAAAUUAAUACGUAAGAAACCUAAUAAUAAGAUUGUUCGAAUUUCUCAUAUGUUUGUUUUUCUGUGUCAAAAGUCAGCUUGGCUCAGUGUAAUCAUUACACAAUGCAGCUUGUAACGGUUCAUUUUAUUUAUUGGUCAGUAAUUACGUAGUUAGAAACAUGUAUUGUUUUUUGUUUUCUCUUUUCUAAUAUUUCUGGAUAAUUAAAGAUGCUACGGGUCAAUAUGACCCAGGAAAAGGAGGGCAUUAAAUUAUAUCAGUUGAUUCAGUUUAUGCAAGUCAAAUCUAUCCUUGUUAUGUGUUGCCAUAACAACCAGACACCUGUUUAUGUGGCCUUGUGGGUCUCAAGGCUGGAACGGGAAGGCAGGACAAUUGUGUCUAGAAAUACAAUGAGUAGAAAAAAAAAUACAAUAAUAAUACAGACAAUAAGACAGACAAUACAAUUUCAAUUGCAAUUAUGUCAAAUUAGUAUAUGCCCUAUUCACUUGUGUUUGACCGUAGCUGCAAUGAGAAAUAUUUGUAACAAUGACAGCAAGAAAGCUUUUUUUUCCCUUUCAGUUAAAGUGCCUUAAUAUUGUUUGCAGUAAGGAUAUGUUUCAGAAGAAACAGCUCCAUUUAAAUAACCUAUUUAUUAUUUCUUUGAAAUGUUUUUAGCUGCUGCACUUGCUCUUCUUCUUUAGAGUCGUUCAGACCGCUUUUUUAAUAAAUAUUGAAUUCCCUCCAUUUUACCAAUGUUACAGGGGCCAAACCGAAAAGAAAAAAAAUACACCAUGAGAUUAACAUCUUAAUCUAACAAAAACAAAUUACAUAUAUUUGAGGAAAGGUUUUGUAUAUUUUUUAGAUUAAAAGUCAUAUAAUAUGCAGAAAAGAUUGUGGUAAAAAAUUUGCGAGUCAACAUUUUUUAAUAUUGGUAUAUUUUCAAAACAAAAAAAUAUUGUUUUGUUUUUUUACAAUAAAUACGUAUGUAGUUUCAUGAGAAUAAAGUCAUUUCUUUUUCAUCUAAAGAUUAAUAUUUUUAAGGGGGUAAGGGUACAUUUCUGAGACAGUUGUAUAUGUUUAGAAUAAGUCAUAAUUAAAGUAUUUUUAAUUGGAUAUAUAUUUAGAAUCUAGUCACACUCCCAUGAAAAUGAAAUGAAAUACCAAUUAUUCUGGCAAAUCAAGAUAAGUUAACAGCAGUAUUUAUCAAAGGUCCGCUGAUAUCCUUCCUUUGCUUCCCAUUGUAAAAGCACAACAGCAUUCGUAAUAUUGUGACUUUAAUCUAAAAAAUAUGCACUACUUUUUUUUUUAUUUUAAAAUUACCACUUUUUUCUACAAAUACUGUGAACAAUUCUA